This is a messenger RNA of Lactuca sativa (garden lettuce), 1481 nucleotides long. Its product is annotated as protein indeterminate-domain 14. The record is from RefSeq and is a predicted model, not a curated record. Gene Ontology annotation, cellular component: nucleus. Lineage: Eukaryota; Viridiplantae; Streptophyta; Magnoliopsida; Asterales; Asteraceae. Gene Ontology annotation, molecular function: DNA-binding transcription factor activity.
CUCUCUCUCUCUCUCUCUCUCUCUCUCUCUCUCUCUCUCUCUCUCUCUCUCUCUCUCUCUCUCUCUCUCUCAUGAAUAAAGCUGAUGCAAACAACUAAGCCCAUUUCUAGCUUCUGUACAGAAGCGAACCAUAUUGAUCAAUUGGUAGCUUCAUCUGUAAGAUAAAGGACAUAACCCACUAAAACCUACUAUACACCGACAUGUUAGAAACCGACCACCACCACCACCACCUUCACCACAACCAUCACCUCCCUCAUGCACCACCUCCAACUUCAUCAGAUCAUUCUCUUUCUUGCAAAAGAAAAAGACGUCCCGCCGGUACUCCAGAUCCAGAUGCUGAGGUUGUGUCGUUAUCUCCCAAAACUUUGCUGGAGUCAGACCGAUACGUGUGUGAGAUCUGUAACCAAGGCUUUCAACGGGACCAGAAUCUUCAGAUGCACCGAAGGCGACACAAAGUACCAUGGAAGUUACUGAAGAGGGAGUCGCCGGAGGUAAAGAAAAGAGUUUUCGUAUGCCCGGAGCCUAGCUGCUUGCAUCAUGAUCCUUGUCAUGCUCUCGGUGACCUCGUAGGAAUCAAGAAACACUUUCGCAGGAAACAUAGUAACAAUAAACAGUGGGUUUGUGACAAGUGCUCAAAGGGUUAUGCUGUUCAAUCUGAUUAUAAAGCUCAUCUUAAAACUUGUGGCACUAGAGGCCAUUCUUGUGAUUGUGGUCGAGUUUUUUCCAGAGUUGAGAGUUUCAUCGAGCACCAAGAUGCUUGUGUUGUCAGGCAUGCUCAUCCGGAUUUAACAGUAUUCCAGCGUAUAUGUUCGUCUAGCAAUGCAUCAAACACUAGUCCCUCAAACGACGAAAAUUUGAACAUUUUAGGAGUAAUGCCAAGAAUGCAACAAAUCCAUUAUCACCACAAACCUUCCCAUUCACAACCUCAAGAAAAGAAUAUAGAACUUCAGCUUCUACCAUCGUCGUCGUUAUUUGAACUGAAGAACAACCAUGAAACCCAUUUGAAGCUUUCAAUUGGAACCGAAGUUAGCUUUCAUACAGAUGAAGAAAAAAAGAUGAACAUGGCUAUGACUGAAAAGGCAUUUGCAGAUGAGUCGAGGCAGCAAGCGAAGAGGCAGAUUCAAAUGGCGGAGUUGGAAUUCGCGAAUGCGAAGAGAAUUAGGCAACAAGCUCAAGGAGAAUUAGAGAGAGCUAAACGUCAGCAAGAACAAGUUGCAAAGAAAGUCAACUUGACCAUUUUAGAGGUCACUUGUCAUUCUUGUAAGCAACGUUUCCAAGCUGCUAGUAAUAAAGCUUCAACCACUAUAGCUGAUGAUACCUCGUUUGGUUUGAGUUACAUGUCUUCAGCAGUAACUGAAGGAGAAGGUGACUAUUAGUUUUUCCUAGCAAAUCUCUCUCUCUCUCUCUCUCUCUCUCUCUCUCUCUCUCUCUCUCUCCCAACUGUACGUGUGUUUAUAGAUGAUUCCAUUUAUGUCUUUUCA